CUCAGAACCGCGUUCCGCGUUACUUCAUUUCAUUCCAUUCCUUUCAAUCACUCCACUGAACCACUUUCUCUCUCAUGAAUCAGUGACCUCCAUGAAAGGCUUAACCUUAUGCUUCAGAUCGAAGUGACCUCGCGCGUGCACACUAACACCCAUGAGAAAAAGAUCCCACCUUGUAAUCCGUUACUCCCAUAAUGGAAGACCCCACCUCCUCUGCCGCCGCCGCCACCGAAACCGAACACCACCAUCAACAUCAACAUCAGCAUCAGCAUCAGCAUCAGCAUCAACCACCGUUUUUGAAUAGAAACAACCGAGUCAAGCGACCCGUGUUCAAGGUGCUGCCGGGUCAGAUCGCGUUCCGCUUGGUUUGCCACGCGUCCGUCGUGGGAGGUCUGAUCGGCAGCUCCGGCGCCAUCGUGUCACAGCUCCGGCGUGAAACUGGGUGCAAAAUCCACUGCGAGGAUGCUGUACCCAACACCGACGACCGGGUCAUAUUGGUCAUCGGGUCUGUGUCGACCCGAAAAGGGAUUACAUUUGGUGAUGGGGUUGAUGGGGAAGUUGAGGUUUCGAGUGCCCAGGAAGCUGUGCUUAGGGUUUUUGAGCGAAUAUGGGAGCUUGAGGCCGAGAAAGGGGUUAACGCUAACAGGACCUUCAACGGGGAGGUUUUCUGUAAAUUGCUCGCACACACCUCUCAGAUUGGUGCCGUUGUAGGUAAAGGAGGGAAGAACAUAACCACCAUUAGGAACAAUAGUGGUGCCAAAAUUAGGGUUUUCCCUCCUCCACAUUGUGCCGCUAAAGACGAGGAGUUAGUUCAAAUAACUGGUGCAAUUUUGGCUGUAAAGAAAGCGCUGAUUGGCGUAUCUAAUUGUCUUCAAGAUUGUCCGCCAUUAGGCAAAGUUCCAGUACCUUUGAGCACAACAACUGUUAGUUCUUCUGAUAGGUCAUCCCUUGAUCCACAUGCUGAACUAUUUCCUAACCUUAAUUCAUGGUUACCAUCCAUGGAAGGUUUAUCUAUUUCUGAUGCUUCAAAACGGACAACUAAUUCUAAUGGAACAUCUAGCAAUGACUCAAAAGGUACAGAAAAUGAAGUUGUGUUCAGACUACUUUGCUCUAAUAAUGUAGCUGGGUGUGUGAUUGGCAAAAGAGGGACAAUAGUCAGGGCUCUAGAAAGCCAAACAGGUGCUUCUAUCAUAUUUGCAGCUCCUUCAAGUGAGUUUGCAGAGCGCAUUAUCACCAUUUCUGCUAAAGAGAACCUUGAAUCUAGUUAUUCUCCUGCACAAGAUGCUGUUAUUCUUGUCUUUGCUAGAAUUAUUGAAGAUCACAUUGGAAAGGGUUUUCUCCCAGUUUCUAGUUUGGAAUCACCUGUUACUGCGAGACUUUUAGUUGCAUCAAGCAUGGAAAAUUGCUUGAGUGGCAAUGAAGGUCAGGUGAUUUCAGAAUUGAAAGGAGUAACUGGGGCUGAUAUACAAAUAUUGCAUGGAGAGCUGAUUCCAAAUGGUGCUUCAGAUAAUGAUGUGAUAGUACAGAUCACUGGUGGGUUCAGAUGUGUACAAAAUGCUCUGCAUAAAAUCACUGGUAGAAUCAGGGAUAAUCUUUUGCCAAAUGAGGUGCCUGCUGAAGCAAGAAUGAAAUCCAACUGGAAAGUGAAUAAGGAUCCUGUAAAGGGUAAUAAUUUUUCCCAUGGAAAAUCCGCUUUUCCUUCUGGGAGGUUUCUGCAGCAGAAUGCAGGGGUGCAUGCUGAAACAAUCUCAGAUAAUGGAGAGUUACAUACGGAUUUAAAUGAGAAUUUGGAACGUGGCAGGGGAAACAAGCUUGCUACUGUGACAAAUACUACCGUGGAGAUUGUAGUUUCUGAACAUGUCUUUGGUUCUGUUUAUGGUGAAGAUGGCGGCAAUUUGGAUCAAAUCAGACAGAGUUGUGGGACCAGAUUUCAGGUGCAAGUGUUACUGUUUAUGAUCCUUGCGUUGGUACAAGUGGAGGGAGGGUUGUAAUAUCUGGGACACCUGAUCAAACCUUUGCAGCGCAGAGCUUACUUCAAGCCUUUAUUCAAAGUGGACAAAUAAGUUGAUGAUGGAAAGCAGCAUUUCAUCAUGAGUUCUUCCUAUAUAACAACGACAACCUUCACUUUGUAAAUAUGGAUUCACUGUUUUCCUUAAAAGAUGAUGCUUACUUCCUAUAGACUUACAAAGAUAGAUUUUGUUCGGUUUCUCUCUCACUCUCUCUCUCUCCCCCUUAAAAGGGGUGGGGGAGUUGUCACUGUACAAUUCAUCAUUUUGCUCCAUGACUUAUAAAAGUUCA
This is a messenger RNA of Gastrolobium bilobum, 2295 nucleotides long. Its product is annotated as KH domain-containing protein HEN4-like. NCBI's taxonomy places the organism in Eukaryota, Viridiplantae, Streptophyta, Magnoliopsida, Fabales, Fabaceae. Gene Ontology annotation, cellular component: cytoplasm; nucleus. The record is from RefSeq and is a predicted model, not a curated record. Gene Ontology annotation, biological process: regulation of gene expression. The transcript has 7 exons. Bases 192 to 1988 code for a protein of 598 amino acids. Gene Ontology annotation, molecular function: mRNA binding.